Messenger RNA from Cheilinus undulatus (humphead wrasse), 1830 nucleotides. Its product is annotated as cytosolic 5'-nucleotidase 1A-like. Bases 1 to 1083 code for a protein of 360 amino acids. Gene Ontology annotation, biological process: adenosine metabolic process; nucleotide metabolic process. Gene Ontology annotation, molecular function: nucleotide binding; magnesium ion binding; 5'-nucleotidase activity. The record is from RefSeq and is a predicted model, not a curated record. Gene Ontology annotation, cellular component: cytoplasm; cytosol. The transcript is spliced from 6 exons. Lineage: Eukaryota; Metazoa; Chordata; Actinopteri; Labriformes; Labridae.
AUGAGUCUAAACAACAGUCAAACUCUGACUGUUAGUGGACAGGACAGCCGAGCCCCCUGGGAGGAUGCUCGGGUGGUUUUAAAGCCCUCCACCCCAACCAGAAAACCCAAACCACCAAAGCCGGAGAAUGCCAUCACCAUUGCUGUGUCUGCACGAGUCCUCUUCAACAUGGAGAAAGAGCAACAGAUCUAUGAGCAACAAGGCAUGGAGGAGUACGUCAGGUAUCAGGUCGAGCAUGAAACACUGCCUUUCAGCCCUGGACCGGCCUUCUCCUUCGUCAAGGCUCUGGAGGCUGUGAACACUCGGCUACGUGAGCUUUACCCUGAGAGCGAGGAGCUUUUUGAUGUCGUGCUCAUGACCAACAAUCACGCAUAUGUUGGCCUAAGACUCAUCAAUACCAUCAAUCACCACCAGUUGUUCAUCGAGCGCUUCUGUAUGACGGGUGGAAACAGUCCUAUAGGAUAUCUGAAGGCCUAUCACACUAACCUUUACCUGUCUGCUGAUCCAGUUAAGGUUCGAGAAGCUCUGGAGGAAGGUAUUGCAGCAGCCACCAUGUUCACCCCGGAGAAGAUUACAGAAGUGUCAGAUACUCAGCUACGUGUCGCCUUCGAUGGAGAUGCUGUCCUCUUCUCUGAUGAAUCAGAACGCAUUUACAAAGCCCACGGACUGGACAAGUUCUUUGAGCACGAGAAGGCGCAUGAGAACAAGCCUCUGGACCACGGACCACUGAAGGGAUUUCUGGAGGCUUUGGGAAAGCUGCAGAAGAAGUUUUAUGGAAAGGGCCAGCGCAUGGACUGCCCGAUCCGGACCUACUUGGUGACAGCUCGCAGUGCAGCCAGUUCUGGCACAAGGGCCCUAAAAACUCUGCGUUCAUGGGGUCUGGAGAUCGAUGAGGCUUUGUUUCUGGCAGGAGCCCCCAAGGGCCCCAUGCUCGAGAAGAUCAGACCACACAUUUUCUUUGAUGACCAGAUGUUUCACGUGGAGGGGGCGGCGGAAAUGGGGACGGUGGCGUGCCAUGUGCCAUAUGGGAUCGCACAGAGAAUCAUCAAGACAGGAAUUAAGACUUCUUCAGCCCCAAAAUAGCCUGGACAUCUCUGUGCAGAGGUACGGGAGCCCAAAGGGACAUUUUAUUUUCACUUUCAGCAGCAGAGGAUAUAGGAAGAGUAUUUAAAAAUAUUAAAGUGUCCUGAAAACGGGUAUAAAAGAAAUGAAACCUUAAGUGAUGCAAUAUGAUAAUAUGAAGAUAUAGCCAUGUGAUGUCACUUUAACCUGGUUUAAACCUUUCUAUUGUUGACCGUCGAUAAUGUUUGAGUUCAGAGGGAAACUUCACAAUUGGUUGUUUUUUUAUCAGUUCAAACAAAAAAAGCUUCUGUUUCCAUUGCCCAGCACCAUUUAUCUGUAUUUGAGUUAUGCUUCAUUGGUGAGGUGUAAGUCCGAUGUUAGACUUCAUUAAAGCAAUGUUUACAUCACCAGUUUGAAAGAUUUCUACUCUCCUGAGACAACUUGGCCAUGUUCUUUGUGGAUAAGGGCUGUAGAUGAUGUGUUCAUUUUGAUGUCUGAUUUUUUAGCUGGUUAUGAAAUAGAUUGAAAUUACAAGUGAUGCCUCUGUUGGCCCUUUUCUACCCGCCCGUCUUAGCCCUACUCUACUCGACUUGACUCGACUCUACUCGGUUUGUGUCGUGUUUCCACGGGCAUGGUACCUCGUACCAGAUACUAUUUUUUUAGUACCUGCUCUGCUCUGGUUCCAAGCGAGCUGAGCUGAUACUAAAAGGUGACAUCGACCGACUGCCGGCCACUGAUUGGUCAGGGAAUGUCGUCACUGAAGAGUCA